Molecule: messenger RNA, 1358 nt
Organism: Mizuhopecten yessoensis (Yesso scallop)
Lineage: Eukaryota; Metazoa; Mollusca; Bivalvia; Pectinida; Pectinidae
Product: ileal sodium/bile acid cotransporter-like
Exons: 4
Coding region: 130-1161 (343 amino acids)
Biological process (GO): bile acid and bile salt transport
Cellular component (GO): membrane
Molecular function (GO): bile acid:sodium symporter activity
Source: RefSeq, a predicted model, not a curated record
CUCCUUAUCGUGGACUCGGAAUGGCGAUAAGCUUCAUUGUUCACGAAAACACGCCAUUUGUUCAAAUUACUGCGGUGAUGGAGAAGACUGCGGACAUUUUAUACAGCUGUGAUAUCCUACAUUUUGGACAUGACCACUCCCGGGCUAGACCUUUUGUUCGGCUAUUACGAGUUGACAACUCCGUCCCCAAACUCGUCCGCUAACCUGACAAUGGUACCACCUUCACCGUCGGCCUUAAAGAUUGCUUCUGAUGUCGUAAUAAAAACCACGCUUAUCAUCAUCAUGGCAGGCAUGGGCAGCACAAUAGAGAUCAAACCUCUUCUCCAGCACCUCAGGAGACCGGUUGGUAUCGCCAUCGGCAUGCUCUCUCAGUUCAUCGUACUUCCGGCGGUCACGUUUGGUCUUGCGCAUGCGCUGCAGAUGUCUACAUAUCCCGCGCUUGGAAUGCUGGUGAUUGGUUCGUGUCCUGGAGGUUCAACGUCAAAUGUGUUCUCCUAUUGGAUGGAUGGUGACGUCCCACUCAGUGUAGCGAUGACGGCAACGUCAACUGUCAUGGCGAUGGGGAUGAUGCCGCUGAAUCUGUUUAUCUACAGUCGGAGCUGGACUGACGAGGCUCUGGUCAUCCCCUACGUCAACAUCGCUAUCUCCUUCGUCAUGACCAUCACCCCGGCCGCCGUCGGGAUGUUCUUUCGCUGGAAAUGGCCAAAGGUGGCUGAUGUCAUAGUCAAGUGCGGAAGUGUCGCGGGCGCCAUUGCUGUGGUUCUGACCUUGACCUUGAUGAGUGUGAUGUACCCCUUUAUGUACCGAGCGUCCUGGGGUAUCUACCUCGGAGCCCUCCUCCUACCUACAGUGGGGUUCCUGUUCGGAUACCUAGUUGCCACCAUGUUUCGGCUUGAUGCACCGAAGCGAAUCACAGUCUCCUUGGAAACGGGCAUACAGAACUUCCCGUUGUGUAUGACAUUGCUGACCUUGACCUUUGACAGGAGCAUGUUCGCUCGGAUUUCGUUGUUCCCGUUAAUGUACGGUGUGACGUGCAUUCUGUGUAGUAUACUUUUUCUCUUCCUAUACAAAAUAUGUGUUUACAUCAGGAAUAGGAGCGAUAAAGGCAAAUUUGUUGCAGUUGCUAAGUCAGAAGUGGAGGCAAACCAACGAAAAUGCUGACAAAAUACAUAUACAUUUUCUUGAUAAAAGUAUUAAAUGAUGUCCCAACACGUGAAAUCAUUACACAUGUACCAGGAGAAGGGACCUCGUUUUUUUGUUUUUUUGAAUUAACAUGCCCCACUAUAUCCAGUGUUAUAGUAUAAUCGGUCGGGGUGUUCUUUUCGAACUGCAGUUUAAAGUGAUAUUAUUGCAUUAAU